This is a messenger RNA of Schistocerca gregaria, 1125 nucleotides long. Its product is annotated as mitochondrial proton/calcium exchanger protein-like. The record is from RefSeq and is a predicted model, not a curated record. The coding region runs from base 1 to 1125 and encodes 374 amino acids. The transcript has 4 exons. Gene Ontology annotation, cellular component: mitochondrial inner membrane. Gene Ontology annotation, biological process: intracellular monoatomic cation homeostasis. Lineage: Eukaryota; Metazoa; Arthropoda; Insecta; Orthoptera; Acrididae. Gene Ontology annotation, molecular function: calcium ion binding; ribosome binding.
AUGGUGGUGACAAACAGCCCCGAGUUGAAGGAGUUUUUGGAGAAGCUGCGCACAGGUGGCGGCGUCGAAAUCGACGAGUUCGUGAAGUACGCGAAGAUAUUUAGGGACGAGGUGACUUUACGGAGCCUGCAGCACCGACAGCUGACGGCGAUGUGUCGCCUGCUGAACAUCAAGCCAUUCGGGAAUGACGCCAUUCUCAGAAUGAGGCUGAAGAGCCGCGUGGAGUCGUUGAAGAAGGAUGACCAAUACAUCUUGGACGAAGACAUCAACUCGCUGUCUCUGGAGGAGCUGCAGCGGGCCGUCUCGGCGAGGGGGAUGUACUCUCACACGAAGAACAAGAGGGCGUUGCGAAGGCCGCUUGCAGAGCUGGCUGGACCUGUCUGUCAACAAAAAUGUCGGCUGGGUGUGAGCGCGCUGGGGCGGAAGGCGGACGCCUCCUUCAAGUUGGAGCUGUUGGAAGAGUACAGCAAGCUGAUCGAGGAAGAACACCGCCAGGUAUCGAACGCGCAGCUCUCCCCCGACGAGCGGCGCGACAAUCUGGUUGCUCUGGCGAACCUGGCGAACCCGGUCGGUCUGGAGAGCCUUCAGAUCGAAGAGCUGCAGGCGACGCUCUCUAGUUUGGAAAAGGAGCUCUCGGUACACGUCUCACAGGUGGACGACGAACUGAAGGAACUCGAGGCCGAGCUCGACUCGGCAAAGGCUGAGGCGUACCGGCGCCUCCUCUCCGAGCGCUCCGCUGAGCUGAAACACUUACACAAGUUGAAGAACCGAAUCAAUGACCUGGUCGGCGAGCUGAGCGCGGACGCCGCGGUGGCCCAAAAGGAGCUGAACACCUUCAAGCUGCUCGACCAGAAUGACGACGGACUCAUUUCCGAAGACGAGGUGAAGUUCGCCCUAGUUUCUCUGCCCCAGCCCCUCACAGAGGACCAGGUGCGGCGCGUCCUAGAUCAGCUUGACAUUGACCACGAUGGACUCAUAGAGCUUCUUCCCGUGCUGCGCGACGAUGAAACGCGCGAAUUGGAGCUCGAGGAGGCCUACGUUGCGGUGACGAGUGACCGCCGCCGGCUGAGAGAGAUGCUGGCGUUCCUGUCGACUCACUUCCGCUCGGCGAGCUUGCCCACUUGA